GGUUGCCUUUUCACCCCGUGGAACUUUUCUCCUUGGCAGGAAGCCUACGUGGAAUACUUAAAGAGCAUCAGUUACAUUGCCCAGGUCCUCCUGGAAGAGGCUGCCGCCAUGACUGGGGAUGAAAAUGAUGUGGCGGCUGAUACUCCCAAGAUGCUCAAAGUAGCGGAGCAGUGCCUGGAAAGAGCCAAGAGCAGCAUUUCUAAAAUAGGAAAAGCAAAGGCCAGGCUGGUGGUGGAGAAGAAGGUGGGCCCUGCUCCUGUCUCCCGGCACCGCCGAGUCUCCUCUGAUGAAGGCAGGAAGCUGUCGCCUUUCCUGCCUCCUGAGAUGUUCCAAAAGCUGCAGAUCACUGAAGUGCAGAGCCCCAGGAACAGAGAGCUCAGCCCGCUGGAGGAGGCGUCGCUGCAAAACCAAAAGCUGAGAGCCACCUACGAGGCCCGACUGGCCCGGCUGAACCCCAGCCAAGCAGUGCAGAAGACCUCUCUGACGCUUUCUCUACAACGUCAGAUGAUGGAGAAUUUGGUGAUCGCAGAAGCCCGGGAAGAGGCGCUCCAGAGGAAGAUGGAGGAGCAUCGGCUGCGGUUGCAGGAAGCUGCCAACAGGAGGUUCUCCAGCAAUGCAGUGCUGACCCCAGAAGAGCAGGAGCAGCGGGCCAUCUACGCUGCCAUCCUGGAGUACGAGCAGGACCACGACUGGCCAAGGUUGUGGAAGGCCCAGCUGAAGGAGCACCCCAGUGACCUGUCCUUGGUGCCAAAGCUUCUCUCCCACCUGCUCAGCUUUGCAGAUCAUCCCAUCUGCCAGCUGCUGAAGAAGCUGCAGUGCUCGGUCUACAAUCGCGUCUAUCCUCUUGUCAGCCAGAGCGCCGCAGAUGUCUCCCGUGGCGGGUCUCUCUCCUCCUCGCUGGAUGCAGAGCCCUUCCGGCCAUCGGCCACCGAGGGACGGAGGUUGCGCUCGUCCCAAAGCCUGCACUCAGUGUUUUCUGUCCAGGAACACAACAAGCUGAACCUCCGGCAUAGCAUCUCUGGCACCCCCUUCAUUGAGGACCAGAGCCUGCUGCUUCCCCCCCAAGAAGAAUGUGUGUCCUCCCCAUUGGCUGACCGGGAGAGCUCCUUCGAAGACCUGGAGCAAUUCUUGUCAGCCUCCGAAGCCCGGGCAGCAGGGCCCUUGCAAGAUCCCCUAGCUGGGAAGAAGGGCUCCCAACAAGAGGCCCUCAAGGCAAUAGUGAAGGACAUUCACAACUCCAUCGACAGACUGCUGUCCCUGAUGCUGCUGGCUUUCGAAGGCCUCAACACGGCGGCCGCCAAGGAUCAGUGCCUGGCGCGGCUGGAGGAAGCCUUCUUUGGCCCACUCUGGGGGCCCCUCUUGGCUGUGUACAGGAUUGUUUACCAGGCCCAGGAGGAGGCUCUUUCCAGGAUCAUGGAGCUGCACAGGAAGACCUCGCCAGCAGAGAUGGGCAUCCCCUCCAAGCUGCUUCCCCAGGGCAGGCUGCCCACAGGGGAAGGGCCUCCCCCUUACUGCGCGGCUGUGCAGGAGCUGCUGCUCCUCCCGCUCAGCAGCUGCCCGCAGAGGAAGCUGGAGUGCAUAGUGCGGACCUUGCGGGUCAUCUGUGAAUGUGCGGAGGAAUACUGUGGCAGCUGGCUCCAGCCAGCAUCCGCUGCCAUCGGUGCGGAUGACCUCUUGCCCAUCCUCUCCUUUGUGGUCCUCAAGAGCAGCCUAUCCCAGUUGGUCUCCGAGUGUGCCGCUCUGGAAGAAUUCAUCCACGAAGGCUACCUGAUCGGGGAGGAGGGCUACUGCCUGACCUCCCUGCAGAGCGCCCUCUCCUACGUGCAGACCCUGCAGGGGCCAUCCCUCCAGAAGUAGCGGAGCUCCCGGCGGGGGGCCAGUGGGACUGCGCCUCCCUGCACCUCCUCACCUGGAUGACGCCUGCCUCGCUGCUCUUCGGAGGACUGCAGAAGGGAAACUGGCACCACGCCCCGGGGCUACCUCAUGCAAUAUUUGGGAGAGGGGUGUGCAUACAGCUUCGGGUGGCUCCAGCACCCGCUAGCAUAUGUGCGGCCCUGCAGGUCUAGUGGCACUGGGGCAGUGCUGGCUUGUGUCCAGGCGUGGUGUCACCAGACGCUUAGCACACCCCGUUGCAACAGCUGAGCCUUCCUGUGCUUCUCUGCCAGUGAGCAUGAAAAGAGAGCAGUGGGCUGCAUCCCAUUUCCCACCAUUACACUAAGAGUUGCUGCUGUAGCGCCACCCCUCCCGUCAGCUGCAGGCCAGCCAGCCGUCCAUCCACUGGGCAGCCUCUUCCUUCGGGAGGGUUGGCCAGUGGCAGAGCCGACGGUCUGCUGACCUGGCGCCUCCUGUCUCCCCCUGCCCCGCAUGACCCCUUCCUGUAUGGCAGCUGCUUCAACCCUGCGGGUCUGUGGCAGAGCGGAUCUGUUUCUGCACAUCGGAGGACUAUGUGGCCACUUUCUCCUUGCCUCAAUGGGAGCCACCGCUGGGGUUUUUACUGCGUUAGGGGAAGGAGGGGUGCACACACCUGCACCAGGAAAGAGGACGAACCUGUCUGCUCACCCUUCCCCGCCCCCAAUUUUGAUCAGUUUAGAUUUUCAAGUUCCUCUGAUCAAACAGGAACGACCCUAUGUGAAGAGGAGAAUGCCUGAAUGUGAACUUUUCCUUGUGGGACUGUGCAUUGUCUACUGAGAGGGGGGAGAGCUUGAGGGCCAGGUGAUGGGAGGCCGGGCCACAGAGUGGAUUCUCAGCAGGAGUUUGCACAAGCCUCUGAGGCUGCUCUCAAGCUGUGGUGGAACCAGAUGGCAGCCAUAUGAGGGGGCGGGGAAGGAAGGCAGGGACCCCUCCUCCUGUGUAGCGCAGCUGUGGCAGGAUCCUGGGGAGCGCCUUGGGUUCUGCUGGUCCCGAGAGGCCUCCUCUCCGCUGGAUCCUAGGAAGCAGGGGCCCCAUUGCAACUACAGGCACUCAGCACCGGUUUUCCUUCUGGGUGGUGCCCCUGCCUGGCCUUCCACCGCCUUCGGAGCCAGGAUCUCUCCUUCCUGUCCUGACUGGCUUCACUCCUGGAAGCUGUUUGGUAAUAAACCUCAUCUUCUCCCUGCUCA
Python bivittatus (Burmese python) is the source of this 3098-nucleotide messenger RNA. Lineage: Eukaryota; Metazoa; Chordata; Lepidosauria; Squamata; Pythonidae. The record is from RefSeq and is a predicted model, not a curated record.